Molecule: messenger RNA, 1811 nt
Organism: Drosophila rhopaloa
Lineage: Eukaryota; Metazoa; Arthropoda; Insecta; Diptera; Drosophilidae
Product: prolyl 3-hydroxylase sudestada1
Exons: 2
Coding region: 82-1692 (536 amino acids)
Biological process (GO): regulation of translational termination; attachment of GPI anchor to protein; peptidyl-proline hydroxylation
Cellular component (GO): GPI-anchor transamidase complex; cytoplasm
Molecular function (GO): peptidyl-proline dioxygenase activity; L-ascorbic acid binding; iron ion binding
Source: RefSeq, a predicted model, not a curated record
CACAUCCCUAGCUGCACAAGCCAAAUUUUUUUUUUCUGGCAAAGAUUCACGUUUUUUCCCGAAAUUUAGACCCACAGAACAAUGGAAACGACGAGCUCCAGUCCGGUAAAGCCCAGGCGAAAAGACAAGGAAGAAGAUGGUCGCGCAGAGGAGGAGGACGCUAAGGACCAGGUGGGUGAACCGCAUAGGAAGCUCCUGCGGUUAGGAGAGACUCCUGAGGCAAAGGAAGUGCUACUUAACGAGGCCUACCAGCAGCCAAAACUCACACAGUGGCUUCAGACGGCCUGGACGGCCGAGAAGCACCAAGGAACCAAGGAGGAUCAGACCGGGGCGCAGGUGUUCGCAGAUCCCUUCCAGAUCUGCCUCCUCCCUGGCAUGUUAGAACAGGGUCAGAGCCAAGCGCUGGUCGCCGAGAUCAUCCAGAAAGUGCAGUGGUCGCGCAAGCAAAUGGACCUGUACGAAUUUUACCAGAGCUCCGACCUCUCCAACAUGCCCACUUGCCCGCUGCUGACCAACUUCCUGCAGGUGCUCCGCAAACAAGUUCGUCCCUGGCUGGAGAAGGUGACAAACCUCAAACUGGAUUACGUGUCCGCCUCCUGCAGCAUGUACACCUGCGGCGACUAUCUGCUCGUGCACGAUGACCUUCUGAAGGACCGGCAGGUAGCCUUCAUCUACUACCUUUCGCCCUGGGAAGGAGCGGAGGAGUGGUCGGAGUCGCAGGGAGGCUGUCUGGAGAUCUUCGGCAGCGACGACCAAUGCUUCCCCCAGUUCCCGGUGCAGCGAAAGAUCGCCCCCAAAGACAACCAGUUCGCCUUCUUUAAGGUGGGCUCGCGCUCCUUCCACCAGGUGGGCGAAGUAACCACAUUUGACUACCCGCGUCUGACCAUCAACGGCUGGUUUCACGGCGAAACGAACGAGGCCUUCGUAGCCGACUCCAUGCGCGCUUUUCCUCGCCUGAACUACCUGCAGCCCGAUAUCAUGAAUAAGCCACCGCUGGGCCUUUUCCUGAAUAAUGUGUAUCUAAAGAGCGCCACACGCCGAAGCAUUCAAAAGCGGAUCGAAGAGAACUCUGAAAUCUGCUUGUACGAAUUCUUCAAGCGAGAAAAGUUUGAAUUGGCCCGGUCACAGCUGCUGGCGGAUUCGGACACUCUGAAGUGGCGAAGACAAGGACCCGCUAACGCGCACAACUACGAGGUUCUGGAUUUGGCAACGGCUCGAGGCACCAUACUGGAACUGCUGCAACUGUUUCGCUGCCACGCGAUGUUCGACUUGCUGCGUGAUUUCACCGACCUAGAUUUGGCUGGCGCCGAUGCCCAGAGCCCAACCUGCAGCGUGGAGCUGCAGCGCUGGUCCCACGGCAACUACACAGUGCUGGGCGACGGUCUGGCAAGCGAGGAGAACACUUUGGACCUGGUCUAUUACCUGAACGCGGCGGAAGGUGCAGCGGUGAUCACUUACCUCUCGCCCGACUCCGAAAUGCCCGCCGCAAAGGCACCACCGAAUGGAAGAAGAUCGGACUACGAUGGAGAAGAGGAGGACGAGUCCGUGCUGCUCACCAUAACGCCGGUGGACAACGCCCUAAACAUAGUGUACCGAUGCGAGGGCACUACCAAGUUCACCAAAUACGUGUCGCGCAACACGCCCCUGGAGAAGGGUCCUGUUUUUGUUAUUUCCUGCAGCUACAAGGAGUAGCAUGUGACUUUAAUUCACAACAUGCGCACAAUUACUUCUAAAGGAGUAUCAACAUUCAUACCUUUCUACUGUACAGAAACUAAUUUACAUAAUAAAACUUAUACAAAUCACAAAAAAAA